Messenger RNA from Durio zibethinus, 971 nucleotides. Its product is annotated as ribonuclease 1-like. The record is from RefSeq and is a predicted model, not a curated record. Gene Ontology annotation, biological process: RNA catabolic process. Gene Ontology annotation, cellular component: extracellular region. Gene Ontology annotation, molecular function: RNA binding; ribonuclease T2 activity. Lineage: Eukaryota; Viridiplantae; Streptophyta; Magnoliopsida; Malvales; Malvaceae.
AGCUUGAAUUCAUGUAAAAAUUGGAAAGUCUUGGGAAAGCUAUGAAAAUGAGGCACUUAAUGGCGCUGGCUGCUGCUGUCUUAGCCACAGUGAGCUUUUUAUUGUCAGGUGUGUCUGGCUUUGAUUUCUAUAAGCUCAGUCUCACCUGGCCACCUUCAGCUUGUAACAUUGGAAGGGAGUGUAUUCCAUACAUCCCCGGCAUGUUUACCGUUCAUGGUUUAUGGCCACAAUAUGCCAAUGACACUCCAGUGCCUCCGUACGCGCAAGAUCCUACAUGCACCACUAUCACUCCGACCGAUCCAAGUCAAAUUCCUGCUCAAUUGCAACCCAUCGAAGAUAGAUUGCAUGAAAAUUGGCCGAGUUUUUAUCCAGACAGAACAGGUACACGUGACGAUCCGACUUUUUGGAGACAUGAAUGGGAGUAUCAUGGAAUGUGUUCAGAUUAUCCUAACGAUACUCUUGGUUAUUUCACGGAGACUUUAAAUUUGGCCCAAAACAACAAUCCGCUUACAGUAAUGGGAAUUCAACCUAGUGAUACAACUCUUCAUGAAGUGAAAACCAUAUUAGAUGCUGUCAAGAACAAAUCGAAAGUAUAUCCUCAAAUUGUAUGUAACACUCUGCCUAGGGUUACCACGCUUCAGCUUGUGGAGUUCCGUUUCUGUUUUAAAAGGGCAAAGCCGCCGUCUGUCCUUCAAGACUGCCCCAAAAAAUUGGCCGGUGAUUGUAAAAACGAGACCGACGAAAUACGGUUCCCACCCGCUCCUCCUAUUUCUUCUAUUAAAGACGAAUUAUAAGACUUCCAAACAUAAAAUAAAGUUCGCCCUUUCCUUAUGAAAUAAUAAUUUCGUAAAUUUCACCAUGUUUGAAAGCAUAUGGCUUUUCUAUUUGGCAUUGUGAAUCAUUCGAAUUUUAUUAAUUUUGAGUGCAUUACUAUAAUAAAAGCUGGUUUGGAUAAUAUAUAUUUGAAGUUU